AUGAAAAGCAUGGCGACGCUGAUGAGGAACAAGCAAAACGAUGAGGAGGCUGAAGCGGAUUCGACAGCUGACUGCAGAGUCAGGGGGUGGCGUGGUCCAGUGGUAGCCAAACGGCAAGUAGCUGUGAGCGCAUGGAUUCGACGAGGUGUAGGAAGUGGCGCUGAACGCGACGCGACGACCACGAGGAACAGAGCGAACGAGAAGAGGCCAAGUGGCGCAUCAAUCAACAAUAUAUUAUUGCAGCAUUGGUGGAGUAAGGAGGACGCAACGACCACCAGCGGAUACACGGACUGA
Messenger RNA from Soboliphyme baturini, 294 nucleotides. The record is from the annotation of a GenBank genome assembly. Lineage: Eukaryota; Metazoa; Nematoda; Enoplea; Dioctophymatida; Soboliphymatidae.